CUCUUUAACAUAUCCAUAUAAUUCAUCACAUACAUAUUUAAAAUGUUCAGAUCAACUGUUCUUAGAAGCUUGAGAACUCCUCUUGCUGCUGUUGCUAGACCAAUCGUUGCCAGAGCCCCAGUUGCCUUCACCCAUGUGCAGUUCUACUCUGGUUUUGCUCCAUUGACCAGAGACCUUGCUAAGGAAAGAAUUUUGGAAUUGCUCGAAGGUUACGACAAGGUCAAGAACCCAGAAUCUAUUACUGAAGAAUCUCUGUUCUCUCAAGACUUGGGUUUGGACUCUUUGGACGUUGUGGAAGUUGUUAUGGAAGUUGAACAUGAAUUCAACAUCCAAAUUCCAGACCAUGAAGCCGAUACUUUAAAGACCGUUGGACAAACCAUUGACUACAUUGUUUCCCAGCCAGAUGCUUGUUAGAUUUACAUAAGGAACGAAUAGAAUGAACUCACAUUG
[Candida] anglica is the source of this 450-nucleotide messenger RNA. The record is from the annotation of a GenBank genome assembly. NCBI's taxonomy places the organism in Eukaryota, Fungi, Ascomycota, Pichiomycetes, Serinales, Debaryomycetaceae.